Messenger RNA from Gossypium arboreum, 2599 nucleotides. Its product is annotated as UDP-glycosyltransferase 88F5-like. Lineage: Eukaryota; Viridiplantae; Streptophyta; Magnoliopsida; Malvales; Malvaceae. The transcript has 2 exons. Gene Ontology annotation, molecular function: UDP-glycosyltransferase activity. The coding region runs from base 338 to 1756 and encodes 472 amino acids. The record is from RefSeq and is a predicted model, not a curated record.
AAAAAUGAUAAAAUUAAAAUACAUGUACCAAAUCAACAAAUUACCCAUCUAAUAGCAGAAUUUAACUUUUAUCUAACACAAAAUUUAUAUGAAUGUUACUCAUAAAUUAGUGUGGAUUACGAAAAGUCCUCCUAGUUUGUCUUCAACUAAGAUAUUUCUUAAAUUUAAAUUGUACUUUUCUAUCAAAAAAGAUAAACAUGUCAUAAUGAUAAAGACACGAGUGGUUGAAAGUGAAGGACCAAGGAAAGUUUGUUCCAACAAAUACACAAGAAAUUUAUUGCUCCAUCAAUGUUCCAAAACACACUCCUUCAAGAAAAAGAGAGAACGAAAAUAAUCAAUGCAAGAGACGAUCGUUCUCUACCCAUCGCCCGGAUUGGGCCAUGUGUUCUCAAUGGUGGAGCUUGGCAAACUCAUCCUUCACCACUACAACAACCGAUACUCCAUCACCAUCCUCCUUACCACUGGCUUUUGGGACACCCCAACCAUCAUCUCUUACAUCAAUUCCGUCUCCCAAGCCUUCCCAUCUAUCUCCUUCUUUCGCUUCCCUUCCAUCUCCAUUGACCUAUCUCAAAACUGCAGCGGUGCCGCCAUUGCCUUCCACUUCAUCCGCCUUCAUGCACCCAACGUCCUCCAUUCUCUUCAACAAAUCUCCAAAUCUCACAAAAUCUCCGCUUUUAUCAUUGAUCUUUUCUGCACUUCGGCUUUAUCUAUGGGAAAAGAUCUUAACAUCCCUACUUUUUACUUCUUUACCUCUGGUGCUUCUACCCUUGCUGCUUUCCUUCAAAUCCCAAAGCUUGAUAAACAAACCUUUGGAAGAAGCUUCAAAGAUCUGCCCAACACGGUCUUCCAUUUUGAGGGUGUGCCAUCGUUGAGAGCUGUACACAUGCCUGAACCUUUACUUGAUAGAGAAGAUCCAGCUUAUCAUGAUUUUAUGUACUUCAUGUCAAGUCUUCAACAAUCAGAUGGAAUCAUAGUCAACACUUUUGAAGAUCUUGAACCCAUUUCCAUUAAGGCUAUUGCUAAUGGUUUAUGCCUUCCUGAUGCUCCAAGUACUCCACCAACUUUCUACGUUGGACCUUUGAUUGCACCAAGUAAACAUGAAGCUGAAAAUGACUAUUGUUUAUCAUGGCUAGAGAAGCAACCGAGUCAAAGCGUUGUGUUCUUGUGUUUUGGAAGCCAUGGGACGUUCUCUCCACCCCAAGUUAAGGAAAUAGCCAAAGGGUUGGAAAAUAGUGGGCAAAGGUUCUUAUGGGUUGUAAAAGAUCCACCCAAUCAUGAAAAGACUAAGCAAGCUGAAGAUAACCCUGAUGUGGAUUUAGACAGUCUUUUACCAGAAGGAUUUAUGGAGAGAACCAGAGAUAGGGGUUUGGUUGUGAAGUCAUUUGCGCCACAAGUAGCAGUGUUGAACAAGGACUCAAUUGGUGGCUUUGUGACUCACUGUGGGUGGAACUCGGUAUUGGAAGCGGUGGUGGCUGGGGUGCCUAUGAUUGCAUGGCCUUUAUAUGCAGAGCAACACUUGAACCGGAACAUUUUGGUUGAGGAUAUGAAGAUGGCUAUUCCGGUGGAGCAGAUGGAGGGGGAUGGGUUUGUGAGUGGAACUGAGUUGGAGAAACGAGUGAGAGAGUUGAUGGAAUUGGAGAAGGGUAAGGAGCUUAGAGAAAAGAGCAGGAAGAUGAAAGAGAAGGCCUUGGCUGCCAUGGGUCCAGCAGGGUCUUCUACUAAAGCACUUACGAAGCUGGUUGAGUUAUGGAAGUAAGGUAGAGGCCGGUGUUUCUUCGGGUUUUUUACCCAUAUAGUAUAAAAUAAUUAAAAAAAUAUCAAAAUGGUACUAAUAGCAAAUUAUUAACGAAAAUUGGGGAGAGUGGUGCCGCGUAUGGUAGAGACGUGACUAUCCUCACACCUGACAUGAACAGUAAAAAACAGUAAAAAGUUGCUGAAAAAAAAAAGGCUAAAAUUGAAAAAAAGAAGAAGCUGAAUCUGGAAAAAAAAAGUUGUUCUGGUGGUGUGCCUGCCACAGGCGGCAGAGACGGCACCGGUCUCCUGCAUGCACACCUUGUUUUUUCUGCUAUGUUGGGACCCCAACUCCAUUUCGGGAAGAAAAAAAAAAAGAGAAGAAGAAAAGGAAGAAGGAGAAGAAGGAAGAAGGAGAAGAAGGAAGGAGAAGAUGAAAAGAAAGAAGAGCAGAAGAAGAAGGAGAAGGAGUCGGCAGGUGAGGGAAAGAAAAAAGAAAAAGACAAGGAGAAGGAGAAGAAAAGGGAGGGAAGGAAGGAAGGAAAAAAAAAAGAAAAAGGAGAAAAAAAGAGGUGGGAGGGUAGUCACGCCUCUACCAUAGACGACACCACCCUCCCUUUAUCAUUUUCGUCAAUAAUUUAUUAUUAGUAUCAUUUUGAUUUUUUUUAAUUAUUUUAUACUAUAGGGGUAAAAAACCCUGUUUCUUUUAUGGGUCUCUUACAAGGUCAUUAGGUGUGGUGUGAGGACUAAGGCAAUCACUAACAGAUCUACUGUUUCUAUAUUAGUAUGUAAUAUUUUAUAUGUGAGAUUAAAUAAUUUUUAAAUAUAAAAUAUUUAUAAAAAAUACUUUGGUUGAAGUGGUAAAGAA